UUAAUUGUAAACUGCAAUACACUCACAUCACUGAUAUUUAUAUUACCAUUCAUACUCAGGAAGGAAGUUAGUCAUUAUGAUCGUGUGAUACAUCUACUUCAGCCGAACACGCAUCAAGCAGACAUUAAAAACCCAAGGUGAAGGUUAAGCCGCAAGUAACGCCAUAUUAAGUCCAGAAGUGUAUGGCGUCUUUCUAAUAAUGGAGAUUCAAAUCAUCCCAAUUUACUUUAUUCACAAGCUAUGAGUGGCAUUGUUGAGUCCUGUCCUGGGAAUUCUACAGGAUUUGCUGAAGCGUCGUCCAGACUGAACUGUAGUCGGGAUCAGUAUGGGAAUGAUCAGUACAUCUGUGUCCCUAACGUCAAUAAGACUGCCCUCGUGGAGUUUUGUUAUGGUGGAAUUAUGGGGAUCAGACAAAGAGGUAAUUGUUUAGAAGUCAGCGAAAGAGAACUUUUUAAAAGAAAUUGUACAGGGUUUGUUGACGGCUGUCCAGAGACGCAUAUCAGGAUCGGUACAAUAUACAAAUAUCCCGCCUGCCUGAGAAUCAACACAGACUACAAAUGCUAUCUUGCUGACCCGUCUUGUCCAAAUAAAACACGGGAGUUCACUACAGAGGACACCUGGGGAAGCCCUACGACAAGCUUCGGGACGACCUUCUCUAACACAACAGAGACAUACGACUCUACAACGCUACCUACAAACGCCGUGCCUGUUGGGGCGAUUGUUGGAGUACUGCUAGCUUUUCAUGUCAUCAUUGGAAUUGUAAUAGGAUUCGUUGUCUGGAAAAGGAGAAAGAAAUGGAAGAGAACAGGUACAAUCAUUGUGAUACUAUGUAUUAAUAAGAGAAAGAAAUGGAUGAGAACAGGUACAAUCAUUGUCAUGAUAUGUAUUAAUAAAAUAAAGAAGUGGAUGAGAAGGGAUAAACCGGAGUGGAAGAAGAGAAAGUUAGAGAGGAAGAUGAAAAUACUUGGUGAUUGCAGCGAUUGGAAAACAAAAAUAUCAGACCAGUUCUCCUCCCUGUCUGAUGACGAGGAGUGCGUGUUAUUCUGUUUUCUGUGUCCUGACUCCGGUACCCCCGACUUUACUGAUGCAGACUGUCUGGACAUUCUUAAUGUGAUACGAUAUGACGUGUACUAUAAGGACCGUGUAACAAGUGAGGAGGCACAGCGGACUCUGGACGGACUGAACUCACGUGGAUUUCUUUGGGAUCAGGACGGAGUGGACAUCACUGAGGACGCCAAGGACGAGACCAUGUACCGUGUUACAGAACGUCGUAUAGAACGUGUUAUAGUACGUAGUGUUUCACUGCUCCCCGUGUAUCAGUUCUCCAGUUAUACUACAGCAGUGAGGUAUCUGAGAUCACAGAGAUACACCAGGAAGUCUGGAGAGAAAUGUGUCAUUAGUGUCGGCCCGAACUGUGAUCCCUUACUCAUACGCCGUCUACAGAUGAACAUACUGACCCACGUCACCAUGGAGGACACGCGUUUCUGUGAUGAAGUGUCACAGACAUUAUGUAUUCCUCAAGGCAUUUUCAAACAAUCUACUGAGGACCGAAAGGAAUUUCUAAAUAAUCUGACACAGACUGGGGAGUAUGUGCAACACAGAGACAGUGUACAACCCGUCAAGUGGAUCUGGAGAAACCACAGACCUGGCAUCGCGAGAUCCUGUAUAGGUCUCCACCCACACUGUGAUAUUUACAUCAUCAACAACACGCCUUACAGAAAACACAGUAAAUAUCAUGACUACUCAACAGACGACAGAAUCACGCUGUACUGCCUAUUAUUGGCUGAUGGUUAUAUGUUGAAUGUCAAAGAGAAUUCCUACCAAAGCAACUUCAAUAAAAUCAAAGAAAGGUAUUUUGGUGAAAAUACCACACCUGAUCAUGAGAUACGUGAACCUCUACCUGAUGGAAUCAUAAAAACACCGGACGAUGUAAUAACGUUUGUCUCUGACGACAUCCGACAUGACGUCAUGUACGCGUUCGUUACGGAGUGUCUGGUGGAGGACAGUGAUCUGAAGUUUUUCCUGACCACGGCGUCACGUGACGUGAUAUCAGAAUACUGUCGGUCGUGGGGUUAUGAGAGGAGUGAGACAGGGCGAUGUCUGUAUAUACCGGAGAGACCGCUGGAGAUGUACGAGCUGUUCAUAGACAAACUACAGCUGGACAUCCUCCCACACAGGACCGUGUCAGACAAGGGGAUUCAUUACAGUAUCAGUGCACGUUUGGGAGUCCCUGGGGAAAUAUUAAACUGGGACCAAGAGGCCAGAGAGCGGUACGUGGAGUACGUCAAGAGAGGAACACAGACGGUCCACCACGCCAGGGGGAUGAUCGUAGGAUGUGCCGGGGCCGGCAAGACCACGCUACUGAAACGUCUGCUCAGGUGUAGUGACGCAGAUAUACGGGGUGUGACGUCAACGGAAGGACUGGAGGUCCACGAGGAGAUAUUCCAAAUAUGUGAAGAAACGAGAACAUUAAAAGCUAAGAAAACGCCGGGCGGUGAUCAGAAGACCUUGAGUGUCUUUGACUUUGCAGGACAGUGUCCGUACUACGCCUGUCAUCAAAUUUACCUGACCAGAAGAGCUUUCUACAUGUUGGUAGUGGACGCCUCUAAAUAUCUGGACCAGGUGGUGGAUAAGAGUGUAUGUGACCAGGACGGCACCGUGUUUUCUGGGUGGACAUACAAAGACUACUUUGUCUUUUGGAUAAAGUCUAUACAUACCUACUGUGGGACAGAAAAGGAGGGCGAACCAGACCCGGAAGUCACCAUUGUGGCAACGCACUGGGACAAGAAUGUCUAUCAGAAUAACAAAGACAGCCUUCUAACCACUUUGCAGCACCUGUUCUCGACAAAUUCUACCUUGGGUGCAACGUACAUCAGAGAGGACAACAUUUUCCUCACAAAGUUGUCAGAGGAAUCUCCGAUAGAAACAUUGUCUGAUUUAGAGAAACACAUUGUUGAAAUUGUUUGUCAAAAAAGAUGGGCUGAAAACAUUCCAAAAGAAUGGGCCUUCAUGGAAAUCGAAAUCCCCAAAACGAAAUCCACAAUAAGAAUAAAGAGUAUUCAUGAAAUACCAAUCGAAGUGCGCCAAGCACAAUACGAUAUGCUGAGAUACUAUCAUGAUGCCGGGAAAAUCCUGUACUUUAACGAGACGGGCUUGCAGGAUUUAAUCAUCAUUGAUGUACAGUGGUUUGUCGAUGCAUUUAAGAACAUAAUCACAGACAAACUACACAGGGAAGGAGUCAAGGCGAUAAUGAAUGAUUGGGACGAGUACUACCAGACAGGACACCUCAAAGACAGUCUUCUUACAGAGAUCUGGCGGAAGAAAGACAUCGAGCUACACCAAGAAUUACUGGCGAAAGGCAGGGCAGCCAUUGAGGAUGACACAUCAAAGGAUCCACGGUAUCUGCUUCCUCAUAAAGACGAGAUUCUCAGGUUUAUGAACAGACUGGGGCUAAUAGCCGUUGGUGGGGAGUAUCACUAUGUCCCAUGCAUGAACCGCAAAAAUAUUGAUGAGAAAUUUGCUAAAACCAUUUCUGGAUCAAAGAACAAAUCUUCGGUUCUGAUUUUUCAGUUUGAUUUUUUGCCUUAUUUUCUGUUCUAUCAACUUGUUGUUUCAUGUAUGCAGUUGAAGAAUUGGAAAGUACUUAGAGAUAACAGGAAACUAUGCCUUUACAAAAAUGCGGCUCUGUUUUUCUCCACUGACCAUCAUAUUGCAAUAUCCGUUACAGAAACGACAGUUCAGCUUCAGGUAUACCUCCCAGGUACAGACAGAACUCUGGACGUAAAGCAAACCUGCGAUAUCCAAAGAGUAAUAGAGGAAAAACUCCAUGCAAUUACAUCAUUGUCUCGCAGAGGAAAGGGGUAUAUUAGGGGUUUUAUUUGUGAAAAGGGAAUAGAUCAGUCCACCAUUACGGCAAACACAGAGUGUUUCAUUUCCGAAUCGGAAAUAAAAGAAAUACAAGGAGACAAAAUCACGUGUCCUUUACAUGGAGCUACGGAUCAUCAUUUUAUCGACAAGAACGAACUGACAAAAUACUGGAAGACCAAUUGAAAUAAGAAGUAAUGUUAAAAGCAGUUUGAUUUAUAUUUUUUGCAGGUAGUGAUGAAUGACUUGUGAGACAGUGCUGUACAGAUUUGAUAAAUCAAAUUUCUUAUACUGUUCAUAUAGCUUAACUAUGCCUGGCAACAUCAACUUGUAAAAAUAUAUGACUUAGAUACCAACAGUGACAUUAUGUUGAUAUGUAUGUCGUUCUGAUGCAAACACAAAACAUCGUCAUAUUUGUCAAUGUAUAGCCUGAGAUAUCAACGCAUGACUUAUACAUUUUAACCAGUAAAUCCUACUGGUCAUUUUAAUAUGUGACAUUAUAACAAAUAACAAAUAGUAACACUUAACAGCAAUGGUAUAUUAAAUACAUGGACUUGUGGUAUCCAGGAAUUAGCAGCACAAUCAUACUAUCUACUAUCAACAUAAAAUGUUUUGAUGAUACUGUAAAUUGUUUACUUCAAUGGAAAUGCGUCAAUUUAGAUGUAUAGUGGUUACAUUCCAAACAUCAUAUAAGUGAAUGAUUAGGAAUACAGCACGUGAGAAUGAUUGAUCAUUCAAUCUGAGAUUUAAACACAAACAAAAGUCAAAGGAUUUACAAUGUAAAACGGUUCAUAUGGUUUAUUUGAUAUUUUAGAGUUUUCUAUGCAGUCUCCAAUAAAUGUGUAAUUAUU
Molecule: messenger RNA, 4715 nt
Organism: Ostrea edulis (European flat oyster)
Lineage: Eukaryota; Metazoa; Mollusca; Bivalvia; Ostreida; Ostreidae
Exons: 13
Coding region: 241-4050 (1269 amino acids)
Source: RefSeq, a predicted model, not a curated record